AUGGAAGAGCUCCAAUCGCGGCACCGCAAAGAACUACGCGACUUGCAGAGCCGUGUGACGCAGAAGAAGAAGCAGGCGAGUAAGAAGACGCGCAAGGCGGUGAAUGAGGAGUGUGAGCGGUUGGAGAGGGAGUUGAAGGAGAGGCAGGAAUAUGAGAUUAGAGAGUUCAGUGGGGAGGUUGUUGGUGAUGGUGAUGAUGGAGGGGAGGGAGUGAGUGGGAAGUUGGAGGAGUUGACGUUAAAGGUCGGUGGGGAGGAGGAAGCGCAAGAGAAGACGAAUGGCACAGAAGAACCCCCAUCAUCACAACAAGACCACACAGAACAACAACCCAACGGAGGAGCCGCCAAAAAACGCAACCGCCAAAAAGACCGCCUCGCCCGCCGCGCCGCCGAACAAGAAGCCCUCGCGCAACAAGCCUCCCUCGAAGCGCAAUCCCUCCCCGACCUCAAGUCCCUCGAACGCACGCGCAUGCUCGCCAGCAUGUCCGCGCACCACCUCUCCGAGAUCGAAAUCCGCGCUGACGGCCACUGCCUCUACUCCGCCGUCGCCGAUCAGCUGAAAUACCUCUCCAUACCGAUAUCCACGACCACCACUACGACGACAGAAUCGUCAGAGCCGAGUUAUAAGAUCAUCCGCACGGCUGCGGCGGAGUAUAUCUCCUCGCAUGCUGGAGAUUUCGAGCCUUUCCUCGAAGAACCCCUCGAGACGUACGUGCACAAGAUCCGCGAUACGGCGGAAUGGGGCGGACAGUUGGAGCUUUUGGCGCUCGCGAAAACGUAUGGGGUGGAGGUUUGUGUUUUGCAGGAUUAUGGAAGGGUGGAGAGGAUUGAAGGCGGGGAUGGACAAGGGGGUGAUGGCGAAGGGAAGAAGGAGCUCUGGCUAGGAUACUAUAAACAUGGCUUUGGGUUGGGGGAGCAUUAUAAUAGUUUGCGGAAGAAGAAGAAGAAGCAGAACCCUGAAAAGAAGGAGGGGGGUUGA
Zasmidium cellare ATCC 36951 is the source of this 978-nucleotide messenger RNA. RefSeq lists its product as uncharacterized. The record is from RefSeq and is a predicted model, not a curated record. The transcript has a single exon. NCBI's taxonomy places the organism in Eukaryota, Fungi, Ascomycota, Dothideomycetes, Mycosphaerellales, Mycosphaerellaceae. Gene Ontology annotation, biological process: protein deubiquitination. Gene Ontology annotation, molecular function: cysteine-type deubiquitinase activity. Bases 1 to 978 code for a protein of 325 amino acids.